Messenger RNA from Coffea eugenioides, 855 nucleotides. RefSeq lists its product as uncharacterized. The record is from RefSeq and is a predicted model, not a curated record. The transcript has 2 exons. NCBI's taxonomy places the organism in Eukaryota, Viridiplantae, Streptophyta, Magnoliopsida, Gentianales, Rubiaceae. Bases 72 to 422 code for a protein of 116 amino acids.
GGCAGCCACUCAUUCAGAUACAGUAGUAGAUAAUGAGCAUUUAGAACUCUCAGGUUCUGGAUGAUAACAAAAUGCUGAUGCAACAGAGUGCCAGUUUUUGUGGUGCUAAGGCAUCUUUUUCCUUUCCAAACUUAACUCUUAGAAAACCUGCCACAGUUCCAUUGGCAAAGAAGCGCGAUUUGCCAGGGAAUUCAUCAACUGAACAACCAAAUUUUUCUCUCAAAAUUUCAAACACAUUUCUUGCACAGUCUGCGAUUGCAGUGUUUUCACUGGGAUUCAUCGAUGCCGGGUACAGUGGAGAUUGGUCAAGAAUUGGAGUUAUCUCGAAAGAGAACGAGGAUUUGCUGAAGGCUGCUGCUCUUGUUGUAGUUCCACUUUGCUUGUUUCUCAUAUUUUCUCUCCCCAAGAAAUCAGAAGAUUGAUAAUCUGUCUUUUAAGUUUUGAACAAUAAUUCGUUGUCCUUUCCAAACUUAACUCUUAGAAAACCUGCCACAGUUCCAUUGGCAAAGAAGCGCGAUUUGCCAGGGAAUUCAUCAACUGAACAACCAAAUUUUUCUCUCAAAAUUUCAAACACAUUUCUUGCAGAGUCUGCGAUUGCAGUGUUUUCACUGGGAUUCAUCGAUGCCGGGUAAAUAUGUACAUGUCUGCAGGUCCUUUCAGUUAUCUUAAUUUGUUAUUUCUCGUUUUGCAAUCACUUUGUGUUAAUUCAGGUACAGUGGAGAUUGGUCAAGAAUUGGAGUUAUCUCGAAAGAGAACGAGGAUUUGCUGAAGGCUGCUGCUCUUGUUGUAGUUCCACUUUGCUUGUUUCUCAUAUUUUCUCUCCCCAAGAAAUCAGAAGAUUGAUAAUCUGUCUUU